Messenger RNA from Girardinichthys multiradiatus, 3621 nucleotides. Its product is annotated as zinc-binding protein A33. Gene Ontology annotation, molecular function: protein binding; zinc ion binding. The coding region runs from base 669 to 2069 and encodes 466 amino acids. NCBI's taxonomy places the organism in Eukaryota, Metazoa, Chordata, Actinopteri, Cyprinodontiformes, Goodeidae. The record is from RefSeq and is a predicted model, not a curated record. The transcript is spliced from 6 exons.
CGUUUUAUUUGUGGUUUCAUUUUUUACAUCACAAAAACCUGGGGUUUUACCAAGGGGUUGUACACUUUUGAGAGCCACUGUGUAUCUUCGUGUUGUCAAGAUUUCAAAUUUCAGUUAGUUUCUGAGUUCACCUGCUAAAUGAAUGAGGCCACAGUCUGGGCCUGAGAGGGAGUUUGACAGCAAUGCUACAGUCACUAAAUUCACUGAUACAUUAAAAUACUUGUGCUAUUUAUAUCUCUCCCUGUCAAAGUAAAUUAUUAAGACUCUAGUUUUUUAAAGACACUUGUUGUUGUGCAGCUUUGAGCUGUCAACACAGCACCAAUGAAAUAUUCUUGAAAGAUGUCUUGAAAGAUCACAUUCCAGCCUCGUGGAGAGUCACCAACCAGUUUUAAGUUCCUUCCCAAGUGACCAAUGAGGCUUUAUUUCCUGUUUGUCAGCUAUGCUACAUUCGGGGCUUUUCUAGCACUGCUGCAUGACUGAUGUUACACCCACAGAAGCCAUGCAUAGGAAACUCAGGAGCAUUUGCCUCUUCUCAUUAUGAACAAUGGAUCAGCUUGCAGUUACUGCACCCUGAGACUUUAACAGGAGAUGUGUUGUUACCACUGACAGAGGAACCCACGCAGGAAGACUUUUCUUUUAUGAUCUGAGCGUUUAUCAUAUACAAGGUAAUGAUCAUGUCUCUCCCAGAGGAGGAUCUGACAUGUCCAGUGUGCUGUGACAUCUUCAGGGACCCUGUUCUGCUGUCAUGCAGCCACAGCUUCUGCAGGAGCUGUCUGAAGCAAUGCUGGGACACUAGGAUACGGGAAUGUCCGGUUUGCAGAAGGAAAGGAUCUAAAUCCCCUCCUCCAUCCAAUUUGGCACUGAAAAAUCUCUGUGAGGCUCUCCAGCAGGUGAGGAGGCUAAAUUCCCUGGAGGAACAGGUGAGGUGCAACUUGCAUGGGGAGAAGUUGAAGCUCUUUUGUCUGGCUGAUGAACAGCCCAUCUGUGUGGUGUGCCAGGCUUCCAAACUCCACAAAAACCACGACUGUUCCCCUGUUGAAGAGGCACUUCUUUAUUGCAAGAAAAAACUUGAGUUUGCACUGAAAAGUUUGCAAAGCAAAAUGGAAAACCUCAAAGGAAUGUACAGAACCUCUGGUGACAUGUUCACACACAUUAAGAGUCAGUCACUGGAAACUCAAAGACGGAUCAAAAGCCAGUUUGAACUGCUACAUCGAGCCCUCUGUGAUGAAGAAUCUGCCAGAACUGAAGCUGUGAAGAAGGAGGAAGAAGAGAAGGUUGUAGCAAUCAAAGAAACAAUGAAUAAACUUUCAACAGAAAUGCUUUCUGUCACUGAAACCAUGUCUGCCAUUGAGACACAGCUAAAAGAAGAUGACAUAAUUCUAUUAAAGAAUUUUAAAGCCAAUCAGGACAGGGAUAGAGACAUACUGGAUGGUUUAGAUGACAUGUCCGGCUCACUGAUAGAUGUGACGAAACACCUCUCCAACCUGAAAUACAGAGUCUGGGAGAAAAUAUUGGACAAUGUUGACUACACUUCUGUAACUUUAGACCCAAGCACAGCACACCCAUGCCUCGUCCUAUCUGAUGACCUCACUUCCCUCCACUACUCAAAGCAGCCCAGUUGUUGCCCUGACAACCCAGAGCGCUUCCAUGUGAGCGCAGAGGUGGUAGGCAUGACCUCGCUCGGCUCAGGAAGCCACCAUUGGGUUGUGGAAACGGGAAGUAAUCAAGACUGGCUCUUGGGUGUGGCCUCAUUGUCUGUGUCGAGGAACGCUGAGGUUUCAGCUCGGCCCGAAAAUGGCUUCUGGACUUUGUGCGUCCGGGACGGAGAGCUCAGGGCCAUGAGCUCACCACCCACCCUGCUGACAGUUUCAAGUAAGCCUGAACGGGUCAAAGUCCAUCUGGAUUACAACAAGGGAACAGUAUCCUUUUUUGACCCUGUGGACAACUUGCUCCUGUAUGCCUUUUCACAGACAUUCACAGAGCCUUUAUUACCAUAUUUUUAUACACAGAACAGUCACCCUCUGAGAAUACUGCCAGAGAAGGUACUUAUCACAGUGCUGCAGCAAUAAUGGAGUUUUUUUGUUUUGUUUUUCUGAUCUGCCAAAACAAAAUUCCUGCCAAAAGUCUGCCUUCAUGUUCCAAAAGUCUGAACACCAUUCUGGGGCAUUUAAGCACAAGACAUCUAGCUUUUGGAUCAAACCCAAUAAGAUCUUAAAUCCAAAGAAUCUUAAUAUAAAAACAAACUUUGCCAUUAGGCAUCGCAUAAAAGUCCUCCUCCCAAAUCAAAUACAAGCAGCACUUUGCAAAAGUAUUUAUACUUCUUCAGCUUUGUCCACAUCUCCCCAUUAGUGUAUUUUACUGGGAUUUCAAAUGGUGCAUAUUUGUAAAGUGGAAGGAAAAGGAGAUGUUUUUAAAAGAUUUAAUUGAUUAAUAAAAUCUGAAUAGUGUGGCAUGCAUUUAUACUUAGUCCCCCAGAGUCAUUGCUUUGUGGAACCACCUGUCCCUGCAGUUACAGCUGCUGUAGAUCAAACCUUCACCUCAAACAGAUUUCUGAUCCCUGCUGAAGAAAAUCAUUCCCACAGCAUGGUGCUGCCGCCAUGUUUUACUGUGAGCAUUGUGUGGUCAGAGUCACGUGCAGUGUUAUCUUUCUGCCACAUGUAGCCAGACUACCUCUUUCUACAGGUUUGUUGUGGCCCCUGUGGAAUUGGUUUUGGACAGGUUUUUUAACCGGAGGAUUUCAGAGUAAAUUCGGCUGAAUACAAAUCCACAAUAUACUUUUUAAAUUUUAUUUCCAAAAAAAAAAAAGAAAAAAUGAAAGCAGCACUGAGUAUCAAGAUUUUUCUUUCACUUCACAAAGUAUGCACUACUCUGUGUUGGUCUGUCACAAAGUGAAGGUGGUCACAGGACCUUCUCAACAGCAGCCCCAAGGCUGUGGAACUCUUUCCCUAUAAUCUAGGCCCGUAGACUCUGUUGAGCUGCCUAAAUAGCAACUAAAAACUCAUAUUUUUACAACUGCUUCAAAAGCACUUUGUGAUCUAUGUUUUGAAAGGUGCUACAUAAACAAAGUUUUACUUACUUCACUUUCAUAAAAUCCAAUAAAAUCCAAAGAAACAUUUUUUUUGACGGUUCAAACAGGUAUGUUAGCAGUUUACAUUUUUCUUGUACCAUCUCACUAUCUGUGUUCAAGCUGUUCUGACUGUGGUAAACAACACAGAGUGCUAAUUUGGUCGAAAUGAACACUGAAAUUACUGAAUAAAGAGAUUUGUGUGUUUAGUUCAGGGGUCCAAGACCUGCACCUCCAGAGCUGCAAGUUGAUCUUUUGAUUUAAAAGGAGAUAACUGUAAAAAAGACUAAGCAAUAUUUUAUUUUUAAUAGAAUAUUUUUGGCUGUUUUUCUGUGUUUUCAUGCAACAAUUGAAUAGACUUUCUAGAACUGAAUGACACUAAAAGUACAAGACUUGUUUUGUUAUCAAUUUGCAAAAUAAUCAGGUUUUAACAUCAUUUGACGCUUCAAUAAAGAAAAUGUAUUCAUUGUCUCUGUAAAUGUUUGAUGUUUUUUCGUUAUUUUAAAACAUGACAAUAAAAUAAAAUGGUGGUUCUUUAAUUAAAAAUUCCAAACAAA